Molecule: messenger RNA, 3339 nt
Organism: Scedosporium apiospermum
Lineage: Eukaryota; Fungi; Ascomycota; Sordariomycetes; Microascales; Microascaceae
Exons: 6
Coding region: 1-3339 (1112 amino acids)
Biological process (GO): glutamyl-tRNA aminoacylation
Molecular function (GO): glutamate-tRNA ligase activity; ATP binding
Source: RefSeq, a predicted model, not a curated record
AUGGUCAACGCAUCGCGCGGUCCGAACGGCCCCAAAUGCGAUCCUGGCUGGCCUGGCCAGGCCCAACCUCCCCGGAGGUCCUUGGACCGUCCUGAUGUCGGCGGUCCAUAUGGCCCGUAUCGACAAUCUGAGAGGCUUGACAAGUACCGCCCGUUCGCCGAUCAAUUGCUUGAAUCCGGACAGGCCUACCGCUGUUUCUGUACGGCCGAGGACCUGGAAAAGCACAAGGCACAGGCCGUAACGCAGAACCAGUCGACGCGGUACCCGGGCACCUGCCGAAACAUAUCCCCGGAAGAGUCCGCCGAUAGAGCGGCCAAGGGAGAGACCCAUGUCAUCCGGUUCAAGGGUGGAAAUACCUUCCCCUUUGUAGACCGUGUCUAUGGCCUGUACGAGAAGAAGGAGGAGGAAGACGACUUUAUCCUCAUCAAGAGCGAUGGAUUCCCCACGUACCACUUCGCCAAUGUAAUCGACGAUCACUUGAUGGAAAUUACCCAUGUCAUCAGGGGCGCUGAAUGGCUCAUCUCUACUCCCAAGCACAUUGCUCUGUAUGAUGCGUUCAAGUGGGCGCCACCGGAGUUCUUUCACGUCGGCCUUCUCACAGAUAAUGCGGGCCAAAAGCUGAGCAAGAGAAACCACGACGUCGACGUCUCGUCCUAUCGAUGCCGGGGUCUCUUGCCCUCUGCAUUGAAUAACUGGCUUGUUCUUCUCGGCUGGGGUCUGGCACAGGGCUCGAGCAAGAACUCUGAACUUUUCACGGAAAUGGAGGAUCUUAUCAACAAGUUCUCCUUCAAGUUCACCAAGGGUAAUAUCAAAGUCAACCCUCAGAAGCUUGACUCCUUCCAGCACAAGCACGCCGAAUAUCUCUUCCAGAAUCCGGAGGCGCAUUAUCCUGUCCUUCGCGAGUCCAUCCUUAUACCAACCGUCGAUUUUGUCAACCAACUCGACGCCUCUAGCAAAAAUGCCGCCGAAGAAGUCAAGUCCUCGUCUGGGGUGGUCUUCGAUCGCUCCCAGCACGGUGACUUGAUACCCCAUUUCGCGUCCCCCGAAUCUGCAGAGGAGUACAUCCUCAAGAUGUUCCAGCUGAACACGACCCGCUACGGACACCACACCGACCUCAUUGUCGAAAAUCCCCAGCUCGUCUGGACUAUCCCCGCCUCCGCCUACGACGUAGGUCUUGCUUCGUUUUCUACAGACCAAAUAUCAGACUUCAGCAACGCCAUCGCUACUGUCACAGACACUCUGGCGACUCUCUCCACGCCCACAGACGCCUCCAAGUCCUCCGAAUGGACCCAGAAAGAGCUCCAGCAGGCCAUCUCCGCGGCCAUCUCUUCCCUUUCGUCUCAAUAUCCCACUCCCGAAGUUGCCCGCGACACAGUCUAUGCCGCGCUCCGUUUCGCCCUUCUAGGAGACGCCAACAAGCCCUCGAAACCUGCCAGCGUCGUCUUCUACCUCCUUGGUCCCGAGGAGUCGCUGAAACGACUUGCUGACGCUUCCAAAGCUCUCACGAGGGCUCGAAAUCCAGAAAUCAUGAACGCGAACCAGUCACGCCGGCGGACUGACCCUGACCCGGGCCCAACCCCCGUAAGCAAGACGAGGCCCAAGAUAGAUAACACGCUUGCUUAUCAAGGGAGAGAGCUCGACGAGAAUAGCAUCCGUCUGGUUGAGAUACAGCCAGCCGAACAUGAGACUGAUCCCUUGGUCUGUACUCUAUGCGAGGUCGCCUUCGGCAGAAAGCCCAAGUUCGAGGCGCUGUCGUACAUGUGGGGUACCGAGAUAGCGGACGAUGCCAUCACCAUAAAUGACGUCCCGUUCGAGGUCAAAAGGAACCUUCGAGAUGCUCUACUCUUCUUCCGUCGCCGGCUCGCAUCCGGGAAAGCUCCGAAGCUGCUCUGGAUUGACGCCAUCUGCAUCAACCAGAGCGAUGUAGAGGAGCGGAAUAGGCAGCUCCGGAUUAUGGACCAGAUUUACUUUAGGGCUUGCACGGUCGUGGUCUGGUUAGGGAGCAGAUAUACUGAAUUUCAGAGGGAGAUGAUUGAGAAGCGGGAGUCCGAGGAGGGCGAGAAGCGAGAGGACGAAGACCCAUCCUUGAGUAGCAACAGCAUCCAACAGAAUAUGGUUCGACACCUGCGAACCGAUCCGUACUGGGAACGUCUCUGGAUACUUCAAGAGAUCGGGCACGCGAAGAAGCUCCAGGUUUGUUAUGGCGGCGAGGCCACGUCGUGGGAUCUUUUCAUGCACUUCAUCGCCAUGCACAACAGCGAUGGGAACACGGGGCCGCUUCGGCUGGACAGGCUCCUCCGUCAGGAGAAGUACAACGACUCGCAUACCCUCAAAAGGCUACUCGAGGAGCACAGAGAGGCCAAGUGCUCCGAGCCGAGAGACAAAGUCUACGGGCUCGUCGGGCUUGCGUCAGACGCAGCAGACUUUCCGAUGGACUAUAAUAAGUCCCUCUACGAUGUGUGGAAGGAUACGAUGGUCUUCAUGAAUCAAUUUGACUUGUUCAAGGGGGAAUCCCAAAUCGUUUUGAUUGGCGCGCUGGUGAAAAGGGCCCUUAUGGAGGGCCAUGGCGACCCCUUGAGUCAAAUUUCGAGCGGGCACGAGGACCAGGUCGACUCGACGCAGCUUAUCGAAGACAAGGAUAGUCCUCUCGUCUUCCGCCUCAACGCCGUCCCUCUUGGAUGUAUCGCUUACAUCGGACCCUCGGCCAGUGAUGUUAUUUCUAAGCCUAGCGAGGCUUCAAUGUGGCGCAUGGCUACUCAACGGCUAUUUCCUGCGGACGAACUAGGACAGGCUCGUUGGGAGCAUGAUAGUUUGCUCUACGCGCUCCUGGAAUCCGACGAGUCAGAGAUGGAGAAGAAGUGCUUCAACAGGCCAAGUACUGUCGUCUGGAGAGACCAGAGGAGGCUAGAUAGCUUUCCCGCGACCGCCCAAGGCUACACAGAGAAAAUUCAACAGAUGACACCGACCUCAAUCCUCCAACUACCGCAGGUACAGCCACAAGCCGCUGGCAGAUUAGCCUCCGUCCAGCCGCGCCUCUACUUAGCUAGGAGUUACCACGGCCAGACUUCGCGGAAGAUGGGCGUCGCCUCAGGUCUUGCCCAACGGGGAGACCUCGUUUGCUGGGUCCGCUCAUCGAGAAGAGCCCUUUUAGUUAGGGUUGUCGAAUUGAGCCACCAGUAUUGUCCGAAGAUGAGAGUAUUCGGCACGGCAAUGGCCACGGAGGAUAUAUGUAGCCGGACGCCAGACUGUGACUACGCACAACGGUGGCAAUCACUAGGAAGGCAUUGGCGUCUAGAAGUGCAGGUAGAUGCGGGCACGAUAUUUACGCUUUUGGAAUAG